Molecule: messenger RNA, 2022 nt
Organism: Quercus lobata
Lineage: Eukaryota; Viridiplantae; Streptophyta; Magnoliopsida; Fagales; Fagaceae
Product: CMP-sialic acid transporter 2-like
Exons: 16
Coding region: 375-1589 (404 amino acids)
Biological process (GO): pyrimidine nucleotide-sugar transmembrane transport
Cellular component (GO): Golgi membrane
Molecular function (GO): pyrimidine nucleotide-sugar transmembrane transporter activity
Source: RefSeq, a predicted model, not a curated record
AGGACUUAUUAGACGUAAAAGAUCCAAAGCUAUUUCAACUAAAACACUCCAAACUCUCUUUCUCUCUCUCUCUCUCUCUCUCUCUCUCUCUCUGCAUAUUCCUCGCAUCUCUGGGAAUUCAAAAUCCCAUAAAAACAGAGAAAAAGGGAAUUCCAAUUCCCACACAUUCACAAAAACACGAAGAAAAGAACUCAAAAUUCUCGGACUCUCUGUGAGAGAGAGAGGAGGAGAGGGAAUUUGAAUUCAUUCCGGCCUCGGAGUUGCGGAUCUGGCGGGAAAAGUUGGGACGAGUUUUCUUGGAUAAAUGCGAUUUUGGUUGGAAGUUUAGGUGUGGUACAAUUUUGUGUAGAGUGUGACAGUUUGGGGGAAAAUCAAUGAAGAACGGGGUGGUAGAAUGCAGUGUCUGCCAUUCGAAGUUGGUUUCCCCAACCACCAAAACCGUGUCAAGGGCUUAUGACCGAUACAAGAACAGGGUAUCAUCGAAGCAACGCGCCCUCAACAUCGCUUUGGUUGUUGGUGAUUGUAUGCUAGUUGGUCUACAGCCUAUUCUAGUUUAUAUGUCCAAGGUGGAUGGGAGCUUCAAGUUUAGCCCAAUUAGCGUCAAUUUUUUAACAGAGAUUACAAAGGUUUUCUUUGCUAUUACUAUGCUCCUGCUACAGGCAAGGAAUCAAAAAGUUGGGGAGAAGCCUCUUCUCUCAAUUUCCACAUUCGUGCAGGCAGCUCGAAACAAUGUGCUUCUUGCUGUUCCAGCAUUUCUUUAUGCUAUCAAUAACUAUCUAAAGUUCACAAUGCAGCUAUAUUUCAAUCCUGCGACAGUGAAGAUGCUGAGCAAUUUGAAGGUUUUAGUAAUUGCUGUUUUGUUGAAGUUUAUAAUGAGACGCCGGUUUUCCAUAAUUCAGUGGGAAGCUCUUGCUCUGCUGCUCAUUGGAAUUAGUGUAAAUCAGUUGCGUUCUUUGCCUGAAGGUACCACUGCUUUGGGUCUUCCAGUCGCAACGGGUGCAUACAUGUACACGUUGGUCUUUGUAACUGUUCCAUCUUUGGCAUCUGUCUACAAUGAGUACGCUCUAAAAAGUCAAUAUGAUACAAGCAUUUACCUCCAGAACUUAUUUUUAUAUGGGUAUGGUGCUAUAUUCAACCUUCUAGGAAUAUUGGUAACUGCCAUUGUCAAAGGUCCUAGUAGCUUUGAUAUCUUAGAAGGUCAUUCAAAAGCUACCAUGCUUCUGAUAGCUAACAAUGCAGCACAAGGAAUUCUAUCAUCAUUUUUCUUCAAAUAUGCAGAUACAAUUUUGAAGAAGUACUCCUCAACAGUUGCCACAAUCUUUACGGGCAUAGCAUCUGCUGUGAUGUUUGGUCAUACUUUGACUGUAAACUUUUUGUUAGGAAUUUCUAUUGUAUUUAUCUCAAUGCACCAGUUCUUUUCACCCCUUUCUAAAGUCAGAGAUGAACAACAAAAUGGGAAGCUUGAGCUAGUAGAUGUUCAUGAAAAUCAAAGGCCAAAGGAUUCUUUUAUAAAUAUGGCAGCAGGAGCAAGUGAAGAGGCAAGUCAUCUUGUAGGAUCUGAUGAGAGAAAGCCACUUCUUCCCACCUGAGGUUACUCUUUUAAGAACUUUCUUCGAAGAAAUUCUUUUGGCAGGAUUUAUAGGAUGGUACAAAAGAUAGCCAGGUCUCCAAUCACUCAAUAAAAUAAAAUUAAGAAAAAAUAGCCUUCUACUUUUUUGGGAUCCCUUGCCCAUUAACGGGAUUUUCUAGUUGGGGCGUAAAGCUUUUCAUGGAUGAAUGUGCAGUAUAGAAGCUGGUGGGUGACCUGGGUUUUUGCUGCUCUGAGAUUUUGAUAGGGAGACAUACUUGUCUUCCUGCCCGGAUCUCCAACUUCCUGCCCCGAAUUCAAUACACCUAUUCAGUUUUACUAAUGGUGAAUGUUUUUUUUUUUUUUAAAAUAUUAAGAGUUUCAAAUAUUUUUUUGACCCCGUUUCUUCCCAAUAUAUCAUUUUUUAUAUAGAAAGUGUUUUGAUAUUGAUACUA